AUGUCAAACGAUACCUCAACCUCUCCCUUAUCGCUCAUCACUUCGCCCUACUCCGACCGUGCUCUCUCCCAUGUGCCGCCCGAACUUCACGUAGAGACUAGAGAUGCCGAGUUGGACAUCAUUUCCAACGGUCUUUACGGUGCGCGCCGGAUGCGCAACAAGAAGAUCGGGGCUUGUAAGCUGCCGUGCGAAAUUAUCGCAUACAUCUUCGAAUGCCUCCAACCACUCUGGCCUCCACAACGGUUGUACAUUGGGUUACCGGUGCAAUCUCGCCUCAAGUUUGCUGCAGGCUGGAUAUCUGUCAGCCAUGUCUGUAGCAUAUGGCGGGAGGUCGCGCUCGGCUUUCCUUCGUUAUGGACUAAGCCCAGGAUCGACGUCUUCGGUCUCCCUAGCCAGUAUAUUCCCGACAUUCUCUUUCGAUCUCGCUCAGCCCCACUCGAUCUUGCAAUAGAUUGGGAUGGCGACUAUGAAAUGGUCCGGCAAGACCCCAACCUGAAGGCUUGGUUAUCUCCCUCGAUAUUCCGGCGUGCGAAGCGUCUCGAGAUAGUCGCCGAAGAGCUUCCGCUAGUUGAACGCAUAGCAACGCAGCUCUGCCCUACUUCCGAAAUGGCGUACCUAAGAGAGCUGCACAUAACCCUGUCUCAAACCGACAACCCCGUCGUUUUGCCCGCAUCGUUCCGGGACUUCCCAUCUCUAACUCGUCUAACCUUGAACAACUUCGAGGUUCCAUGGGCGUCCCCUCUCCUUUCGUCGCAGUUGGUCGAGUUGCACCUAUCAUGCAAUAGAGUCGGGCCUCGUCCUUCGUACGACGAACUCAGUGUCAUGCUGACGUCUCUGCAAACAAUCAAGGUUCUCGAACUACAGAACAUCAUACCCCUCCUCAGCCCGAUCCGACCCUUCAGAGCUCAUGACGCUCCCAUCACCAUGUCUUCACAUCUCAGGAGCCUGACUACUUGUUGCAUAGAGGACGGGCAGACUGGCAUGGACGGACUGAUGUUCGUGUCAUCGCUUCGCGUCCCUGCCCGGUGCGCCCACAAGCACACCUUCGCCCCACCCCAAGGGGAGGAGUCCGAUAUUUCCGCUAUCAUGGGUCGUCUUCUACCAGAUCUGUCGCUCGCUAGCGGAGGCAAGAUUGAACUACGCCACCUGUACUUGGACUGUGACAAGCUAUACCUUGUCUUGGACAACCAGCGACAGUCCACAUCAUCACCCGAACACCCUUCCCGCCUCAGCGAUGAGGGUGUGACCAACGCGCUCUAUGUGCCCAUGUAUGACGAAGACGAAGAGGUACAAUGCUUUCACCUAGUCGACUAUCUUCAACACAUCACCCUCAAACACCUUGACACUAUCUCUUUCGACAUGACCUCCGUCCGCCUCAUAAGCCAAGGGAACCUCUGGCCACACCUCCUUCGCGCGAACAACGUCCGCCAAGUCGCAUUAUUGGAGAUGUAUGAAGGCGAAUUUAACGUCGAUUUCUCGCAUAUACUACCCGCUCUCAGUUCGCCUCAACCUACCGGUACAGGCGACGAAACCCGCAUGCUAUUCCCUUCCCUGGAAGUCCUAGCACUUCCUAUCUCCUCAAAGAAGUCCACACACCAAGAGUUGGUCAUCGAUUUGAUCGACCUCAUUCACGCUCGACGAGAACAAGAAGUGCCGUUGCACGAAUUGCUCGUGCCGAAGGCGGUCGGGGGUUGGGCCGUGUGGGAUACGCUCCGGACGAUGCUGAAGGUGACGCUGAUUGAUUUCCCCGUGGGAAGAUCUCCGGUGAUGCCAGAAGACAGUCAUGUAUAG
This is a messenger RNA of Peniophora sp. CBMAI 1063, 1791 nucleotides long. The record is from the annotation of a GenBank genome assembly. NCBI's taxonomy places the organism in Eukaryota, Fungi, Basidiomycota, Agaricomycetes, Russulales, Peniophoraceae.